ACCUGUGACCCGUAUCGAAAGGGUUAAUAAUAUGAUCACAAAAAUAACUCUUCUUCGAUAUUACUGUUACAGGUAUCGACCACCGGAUGUGUUAUUAGGCUCAACAGAAUACACUACCUCUAUUGACCUGUGGGGAAUGGGAUGUAUAUUUUUUGAAAUGGCUAGUGGACGACCCCUCUUUCCUGGGUCUACCGUGGAAGAUGAACUUCACCUAAUAUUUCGAACUCUUGGAACACCGACAGAAAAAACAUGGCCCGGACUCACUGAUAAUGAGGAGUUUCAGAAUUUUAAGUUUCCUAAGUAUGAGCCUGAGUAUCUUUUGAAUAGGGUACCAAGACUUGAUAUGGAAGGACUAGAACUUCUUACCAGAUUCUUAAAGUACAACCCAAAGGUACGAGUGUCUGCUGCUGAAGCUAUGCGACAUUCUUAUUUUGAGAGUUUGGGGCCAGGAAUUCAUAAACUACCUGACACUGCUUCCAUUUUCACUUUACCAGGAGUUCAACUAAACCGAGAUCUUGGUAGUAGAACUGCACCAUUCCUUAGUUCAGGUCGUAGCCGCAGGCAGAGUAUGUUGCUGUGAUGAUAGAGAAAUAACUAGCAAGAAAAUGUCACCAAAGAUAAGGUCUAAAGGCAGCUAUGAAGGACAAGCUUUACGAUACAUAUCUACGUACUCUUCAGUUAAAUUUGUUCUAUCUAACUGAUGGUUUAGUAAGAACUGAGAAUGAAGCAGUAUAAUUAUAAGAAUGUGGCAGAUAUGUAGUUCUGAGUUUCAUCCAAUAGCUUUACAUUUUGUCCCUUACUAAUAAAAUCCUUGAGAAGUACUGAUUUUAGAAGUAAUAUUAGGAUUGUUUUCGUAUAGUAUUAUGCUAAAAGAGCUUGGCACUCAGUGGUAGGUUGUAUACAUUUACUCCUUUUUCAAAUACAGUAUUUAUAAUAUCUUAUUUGAGGAUUUUUUCAAAAUUACACGUUGUUUUGAUUAACCUUAAAGUUUUCAUCCUCAUUAGCUGAUGUGCUAAUUAGUCCCAGAUUUAAAUCAAUUUGAGCAGAGAGAAGAACUUUCAUUGUUUACGUGUUAAAAAUGUCACCAAAUCCAUAUGUUAUAAAAUAUAAACAUACUGAAUAAAAGUUAACUGUAUAACAUUAAACAAGAUUUUUGUAUAAAAACAAGAAUCUUUCUAAAAUUGUAUUCCCUCUUUCAGAUUACUUUGUUGACUAGAAAAAAAAAACUUCAUUCUGUGAAGUAUCUGAUGUUUGUUACCAUAAGAUGUAGAACAGUUCUGUAAGAAUUUUAUUAAAUGUGAUAGAGUAGUUAGGUAUGAUAACAGAAUGAAUAAAUCUACAAGUAAUGAUCUACAAAAUGUCUGAAGAGUUAUUGAGUCCUAUUUAUCGAUUUACAGUAUUAACGCAACCUCUAGUACAAAUCUACAUCCAAAACCCCCUGUUAUAAGUCGGUAUCUAAAACCUCUGUACUUAUCCAGUCUUAUUUAUCCAUUUAGAACUGGCGUGUUUUUUUUUUUACUUCUCCAAAUCUAAAAUUUACUAAGGAUUGGUUUAUACUUUUAUAAAAAGUAAUCAUUUGAUUAAUGAGUAUAAGUAAUAUCCUUAAAACUGUCUGUGAUAUAUGCUUUAACAAUGUUUUCUCUGUUUGUUUGAGUCAGUGGUUUACUAUGUUACGUUUUCCAGUCAUCUUUCUUAUUAUCCACCUACAUUUAACUUGAAAAUAUAAGUACGAUACUGAAGUGUUAAAAAUGGAUGAUUUUCUUUUCCUGAACUGUGGAAAAAAAUGUGUUGACAAUAUAAAUCAUGAAGGUUUUGUCAAAUGAAAUUAAUAGUGUUUUGUUUGAAAUGUUUUUGUGUUGUUGAGACUUUUGAAUGCUAUAUUAAUGUGGGAAAAACAGUUUUAAUAUUGAUUUAAUGUUAUUUAGUGACAAGAAUAUGGCAGUUUUUUUUUUGAUAACUUUGGUUUUCUUCAUAUCCGAGACACAAAUUAAGGAAAUUUAAAAUUCAGUUUCUCAUGUUGUUCUUUUACAGUAAAUGAAAUGUUUGAUUGAUAAAAUUUGAAAUAGUUUUAUAUAAUACUUAGCAGUUAUUAUAUGAACUACAGUUUUCCACUAUGUUUCUUGUUAUGCUCUGGAAUCACGAGUCUCAUAGUAUGAAAUCAUGGAAAGUUUUGUUGCUUGUUGAAUUCAAAGUAACUCUACACUUUACUGUUCUUUGUUUUUAUAUGUAUAAACACCAUAAGUAUGGUUUAAGUUGUUUCCCCUUGUUGUGUAUAUGCUGCAAAUUAAUAUUUGCUUCAGAUCAAAGCAAGCUGGAUACUUAAACUAAAAAUCAUCCUGGUCAUGAGUAUAGCUAAUUAAAUAUACUUGCGUUCCUGCUUGUAAACGUUAGAAUGUAUUGUUUCAUCAGUUAAAUUCCCUCACUGUUAACUAUUUUUUCGGCUGUAAUCCCAAUAAUAUUUCACAAGGUUUGUCAGCUCAGGAGAUUUAGGUUAGUCCUAAAUACAUCGAGUAAGCUAACGAUGGAAAACUAUCUCUAUAUUAAAAGGAUAAUAAUUUAAAAGUAAUAACAUUUUAUAUAUUAAAUUGUCAAUCGAAUACUUAUAAUGAAAAUAGCAAUAAAUAAACAAUUUUGUGAAAAACAGGAUCUAUCUUUCGUCUGCAGAACCUUCAAAAGACUAAUUUCUUCUUUAUGAAACACUUCUGUAUUCCUGAAUAUUUUAAGCGUGGUUUCUGUUUACAGACCUACCUGGCUUCCGUUUAUAUGUUAAUAACGAACGAAUAUGGAUGCAGCUCAAAAAAAUAUGAGAAUAUAAAGAAAUUUUAAAGAAUUGUAAGUUAAAAAGAAUUACAAGGUUUUGGCCAAAUGUUUACCUCUUUUUUUUUGUUGUUGUUGUUGUUGCUUACAACAGUUUUAACUAUUUGUUUGUGUUUGCAGAGCUUAAUGCAUAGUAGAUCCCUUCUUAUCUUUUAUUGGUCAACUCUUGAGUUAGUAGUUAACAUUUACAGAUCUUUUAUGUUACAGACUAACUUGUUUGAUGUUCAAUAGGAAAGAUUUAUCACUUGAUAAAUUUUAUCAGCUCAUAUCUAUUCAGUAAAUACAAUUAUUUCAUUUCGAAGGUACAAUCUUUAUUUAAGAGAUGUAAGUUGAAAAAACAAUUGUGUAGAAGUGUGGUGGGUUGUUCAUGUUUCAUAUGUUAUCCUGCAGAAAUAAGAAUACACAUGUACUUGAAAAAUGUUUAAAAGAUAAGCCAACUUUCUUAUUUUACCACCAGUCAUUCUUCUUCUGAAUAUAAUUUGGUAGGUUUGCUCUGUGAUACUUGACCAGUCAGUAUCAAUAGCUAUUUCAUAUUGAUGUGGGGAUGUAUACUCUGGCCACUAAUGACAAUCUUUUGUUAACCACCUAAGUGAGAAAUUGUAUCGUUUCAAUGAGGUUGAUCAGAACAGUUCCUGUAUUACUUAGUUUAUAAGUGUAGAUAGUUUGAAUUUAUAAGGUGUACUAGUGGUUUCUUCGAAUAGCAUAACUAACAGAUUAAUUAGGAUUUUUGGUUAGUAUUUCAAUUGCUGUAAAAGUAACGUUUGAGCUGUUUUUCUUGAAUAAGUUGUGGGUAGCACCAUUUUAUUUAAUUGUUUUGUUGUUUUUUUCUAAAAUCCUUAUAAAGGUUUAUUAAACGUGGUUAAAACACCGUAUUUUGUGUACCAGUUUUUCAAACCGACUUUAAAAUAUUAAACAGCGGAAUUUUCUUUUCAACGUAGCUACAUUUAGCUCUGACUAAAUCGAAUUAAUCAGUGAUAUGCUGUAGAUUUAUUUAAAAAUCUUUUAAGAUAAUUUACAAUAGAGGACAGCACGUGUAAAUGACUUUUUAUGUUGUUGUUUUUUAACUCGUGAAUUACUAGUAUGGGUCUUGUUUGUUUGUUAAAGAUGUAUAAACUAAGAAGUGGCGGCUAAUGGGGUGCAGGUAGACAUGCGGUGAAAUUGAGCGUUUUCAUUGUCAUCAUUUAUACUUUCCAUGUUUUGGAGUUAUACAAUUAAUUUGUGUUUAAUGCAUUCCAUAGCCUCACUUGCUGUAUAAUUGGCUCUAAUAUUCUGUGUUGUAGAGAUGCAGUUCAUCAUGUAUAGGUUAUUUUUCGGAAGUAAACUUCAUUUUGCAAAUGUGAA
This is a messenger RNA of Limulus polyphemus (Atlantic horseshoe crab), 4158 nucleotides long. RefSeq names its product cyclin-dependent kinase 17-like. NCBI's taxonomy places the organism in Eukaryota, Metazoa, Arthropoda, Merostomata, Xiphosura, Limulidae. Gene Ontology annotation, molecular function: ATP binding; protein kinase activity. Bases 32 to 580 code for a protein of 182 amino acids. Gene Ontology annotation, cellular component: nucleus; cytoplasm. The transcript has 5 exons. The record is from RefSeq and is a predicted model, not a curated record. Gene Ontology annotation, biological process: protein phosphorylation.